Messenger RNA from Trichoderma citrinoviride, 468 nucleotides. RefSeq lists its product as hypothetical. The record is from RefSeq and is a predicted model, not a curated record. Lineage: Eukaryota; Fungi; Ascomycota; Sordariomycetes; Hypocreales; Hypocreaceae. Gene Ontology annotation, cellular component: mitochondrial large ribosomal subunit. The transcript has a single exon. The annotation marks the transcript as partial. Gene Ontology annotation, biological process: mitochondrial translation. Gene Ontology annotation, molecular function: structural constituent of ribosome.
AGCCUCUCCGCGCCCGUCCGCCACGCGACCUUCAUCCCCCGCCCCCGCCGCCCCUACACAUUCACCCAGCUCGUCCAGCUCUCCGACGGCUCGACCUACACCGCCCGCACCACCUCUCCGCUGCCGCUCUACCGCGCCGCAAAGGACACCCGCAACACCCUUCUCUGGCAGCCCAGCGAGAAGAGCCUGCGCAACGUCGAGCUGGACGAGGCCGGCAAGCUGGCGGCCUUCAGAGAGAGGUUCGGGCGGGUGUUUGAUGCUGCUGCUGCUCCUGCUGUAGGGGGCGAGGCGGCGCAGGCUGAGGGCGAGACUGCUGCUGCUGCUGCCGCUGAGGGCAAGGCGGAGGAGGCGGCUGUGCAGCAGGAUGCGGGAUUGAAUUUCGAGGAUCUGUUGGCGGAGUUUAAGCCCCAGGAUACGGGCGCUUUGAAGGAUUCUGGGCCGAAGAAGGCGCCUACACGGAGAAAAUAA